This is a messenger RNA of Psilocybe cubensis, 3330 nucleotides long. RefSeq lists its product as uncharacterized. The record is from RefSeq and is a predicted model, not a curated record. Bases 1 to 3330 code for a protein of 1109 amino acids. The transcript is spliced from 6 exons. Lineage: Eukaryota; Fungi; Basidiomycota; Agaricomycetes; Agaricales; Agrocybaceae.
AUGAAAAUCAGGUCUACUGUCCCAGACACGUUCUUUCUCGAUGUCUAUUUCAACGCCACUCCAGUGCAACCCAGCCAGGACUCUCAAGACAGGCGCACGGUCAAGAAUGCUCUAGCUCCAACCAGAAUUGCCUAUGUUGGCGGCCAGGCAGAAUUUAUAGUUGACAUGGGAUUUGAGUAUGCUACGCGCUUAGUUAUAUUCCACGGACAAUUCGAGUCCGUAUUCCUAGCAAUCUAUGGGGAUGACAUUACAGAAAAGCCAGAGAUCAUUUCAUAUGAACCCAAAUCCAUGCCUGUACCUAUAUCUAUGCCUAUAUCAAGCAACCUCGACCCUGCCAAUUCACCGAAUCCCAUGUCAGUCGCAGAGCAAUUGCUCCUUCUAAUGGACGAACCCCCGCCAUCUCUCUCUGUUGCAACGCGUUUAAUAUUCUCUCUCAAACCAGAGAAAUACGAUUGGGAUCUUCCUGGAUUUCCAGAAUUAUACUCAGAGUUAGAUAUUCCAGAAGACGAUGAUUUGGAAAGACUUGUCAAGUCUGUUGGUAGGCCCAUACGCGAGGAUAUAUCUUCGGAAACAAUCACAAGGUUCGCAGAAAGGGUGCACGACAUUCUGGGCACGAAUGCCUCCGAUGAUGCUUAUUAUACAGCCAAACUUCUGGGUAUAUCCGCAUCUCAGCAAACGAAGUUUUCAAGGAUUCUUCUAGAGCAUCUUGACCUCCCUCAAAUUUACAAUGAAGAAUCUUUGGAUGAUACCACAAUCCACUGCCUAUUGGAUGCUGCUAGUAACAUCGAAAUCGCUGCAUACUUCUUGGAUGAUAAUGCUUUCAGAACAUGUCUUGAGAAUAUUCAGACAAAUCCUAGAACAAAAAAAUCGACACAGAAAGCUUUGAAAAGAUUGUUGUCUAGACUGCAUGGUUGGAAAACCUUCCAAGACUCCCUAACGAAUCCACGAGGUGAUUUUGCAAGCAGUAUAGCAUUCUUAAAGGAUAUCACAACAACCGAACACUCCAUCGGAUGUUGGCUAGAGUGUAUGAUGACGAAUAACAAACUGGUUAAUAAACUUGGCGAUGUUCCACGUAAUCGAUCCCUUCCUCUUCCAUUAUUCCAACGGCAACAUGUUCUUCCUUCGUAUGAUGAAUUUCUCACCUUUGUGAGAGCACUCGUUGGUGUAUCUACUGUGCUUCCUGUUCUGGCAUGGGCAGACAGCGUAGGUAGUAGCCCAUGUCGUGAACGAGCGUUAGCAGUGUUGGUCCUUUGGCAAGGAAUUGACGGGUACCGAGAGAUCGUUAACCAUUGCCUACUGUUGCGUCAAAUUACCAAACGACUUCAGUGGAACACACAUGAAGACCCACCUCUGAAAGCGGGUAUGUUUGCAGAACGAUUGCUGAUUGGACUGGCCAAAGAGCCUCAAGCUAUGCUGCGUGAAGACCUCGUUGAUACAAUCCUGGAUCUCAAAGGACCGUUUUCUUGUAUUGAAACGGAGGAAUUAAUGGAAAUGAAAAAACUGGCCAUGGUUGCCCGAGAUGGUUUGCCAUCUGCUGUCGAGGAGCUUACUUAUACAAGCGUCCGCCCGUUCUCGCUUCGACGCCUUCGUGUCCUCCGUGUUUCAUUAGCUAUAAUAACAAACCAAAUUAGCCACGAAGACGGCGAACUCAAAGUGGCAAACAGUUUUUGGACGGAACGAUCGCAGGCCAUUCUGCCGACCCUGAUUACGAUCCUUCGCGACCUAUCAAAUGAUCUUAACCCCCAUUUUGCACUGAAGCCACCUCCGCGCAUGAACCAAGCGCUUACCGAGCUCCUUCUGUCCACAGCAGGCGACACAUUACAUCUGAUCAGACACUUUGCUGAAGUCUGCCUACUCAUCAACAGAGAUCUGCAGGCCUUAACAUUCGCCAUUGCUGACCUUUAUGCUUGUUCGGAUGCAGCUCUUACAAUUGCUUCUCAACUUUCAGUUGCCUAUUCGUCUGCACAGAAUAUCAGGUUUAUCUGCCCUGAAAUUCUGCGGAGUCUUGCGAUCUCAUUCUUUUCUUCUAAAUUGGAUUGUACAGGCCCGCGAGUCAUUCUAAGGACACUCCUCGAUCCAUAUAUGAAAGAUAUUGUUCGGGACCCUAUCCAUCAUAUAUCACAAGUGUAUGAUUUGGUAGAUAGGCUUUUACCCCUGACAACUACUUUUGAAGAGUUUGCCUCACUUUGGGUGACCUCCGUAUUCCCACAAUUGUUGACAGAGUUGUUUCAAUUCUGUCAUUUGCUUGAUCCAGAGACGAGGAGUCAUUUUUUACAACGCCUCGUCGUUCUUGAUAAUGGGGAAACGGCAAUAGGUGAAUGGAUUCUCGGCGAAGAGCUGAAAGAACUCGCAAAUACCCUUCACAUUCUUUUGAAUCCUCCCGUCGAUCUCAACUAUAGAAUCGUACUACAGUACCAUGUUUUCAAUUCACUCCAUUUCUGUCAACUAUUGCUCUCGUCAGCAACAACAUCUGCCUGGACAAUUUCGUCGCUUUCCUCCAAUGAAGAUCUUUCACAACUAUUGGACACCUGUCUUUCACUUAUUUUCGAUUCCAGCAUCUCUGCUUCCGAGCUCACCCGACUUACAAGCCAUUUGGCAAGCAAGGCUAGUCAAUUUGGUCCAGACGUCCGAUUCAACAUCCUUCUCCUUGCCCUAAGGAAUGCCGAAUCUGAUCCGUCCGUCGUUGAUGCAUUGGAUUUUAUACCUGACAUUCUCAAAAGUCUCCCCUCAACAUCUAUCUCUCACGAACGUCUGCGGACCGAACUUGGACGGAUGAUAUGCACAUAUUCAGACCAUGCGUCUGUUAUGACCGCGGACAAUGCAGAAAUGUUGCUCCAAAUCCUGGAAUGGCUUGCCUCGAAAGAAGACAAUGUGAAAAUGUCAACCCUGAUUGGGAUUUCCCGUGAAGGUUUUCAUUAUCUAUGUACGACGCUUGCUUCCAUUCUUCCAUCAGAGAGAGAGAGAGACGUUGUCUUUGUCGAAAACAGAUUGAGCAUCGAUGGGGACGAAGUGUUCUCGGCGUCAAAACUUGAAUUGGUCGAUUCGCUUACGCUGCCGUUGGGCACUAUCGAAGACCUGCUUUCUCCAACACCCUUCCAACCAUCAACACCUAAGUCGGGGAAUAAGACACCGGACAUUCUGGGGGUCGUUAUUUCGCCACCGACAGCGCUGUUACGGUCGCCUGCAGCCACUGGAUUAACGAAAACGUACGCCAACAACGAUUUCCGACAACUAAGACAGACCUCUUCAACGAGAGUAAAUACUAGUCGGCUACCAAGUACUCAUGUCGAUGUAGGUAUCGACGGUCAUUUGGACCUGAUCUUGCACUGA